Molecule: messenger RNA, 1850 nt
Organism: Gasterosteus aculeatus aculeatus (three-spined stickleback)
Lineage: Eukaryota; Metazoa; Chordata; Actinopteri; Perciformes; Gasterosteidae
Gene: smim22
Product: leucine rich repeat containing 2
Cellular component (GO): cytoplasm
Molecular function (GO): protein binding
Source: RefSeq, a predicted model, not a curated record
ACAGACACACACACACACACACACACACACACAGUCAGAUCUCAGUAAACAAGCUGGGGGGCGUUUCGACUGACGGACGUCAACAGGAUCUCAGGUGUCACAUGGGCCUCGGGGGGAGGCGGGACGUCCUGCCGCGCGGAGACGUCUCCGUGAUCAGAGGCAUGUGGGAGGUCCGGGUGAAGCAGCACCGGCAGAGACUGAAGGAGGAGCAGGAGAGGAUGGAGCAGAGCGCCUUGCCCAAGAUCGACCAGCAGUGGCAGUAUCGUAUCUACUGUAAGACCCUGAAGAAAAAUGAGCUGAACCUUCUGCAUUCUUACCUGGAGAGAUCUACACAGGUGUACACAGAAGCGGGGCUGCAGGACCAGGAGGACGUGGAGCAGAGCGGGCUGAUCUUCCGCCUGCACGGAGCUCAGUGGAAGGACUUCCCUGGGGAGCUGAGGGGGCGGAGCUACCUGAGGGAGUGGCACGUCAUCGACACCAACGUCAGCCGGCUGCCCGACUUCCUGAAGCUCUUCACCCAGCUCAGAGUCCUGCACCUGCCCAAGAACGCCAUCGAGGAGCUUCCUCCGGAGAUCGGGAAACUUUUGGCUUUGAGGGAAUUGAACCUCAGCUACAACCGCUUGUCCACCGUCCCCCCUGAACUGGGACACUGCGAGGACCUGAGGAGGCUCGAGCUCACGGGGAACCGCGACCUCUCCGAGCUGCCGUUCGAGCUGAGCAGCCUGAAGCACCUUGAGCACCUGGACGUGGCGGAGAACCGCUUCGCCUCCGUCCCCGUCUGCGCCCUGAGGAUGAGCGGCCUGCGGCUGCUGGACCUGAGCAACAACCGGCUGACCGACCUGCCGCAGGACAUGGACAGGUUGGAGCAGCUGGUCACCCUCCUCCUCCAUAGGAACAAUGUGUCCUACCUGCCGCACUGUCUCACCAACAUCUGCACGCUGAAGAUGGUCGUCGUCAACGGCGACGCCCUCACCUGCUGCCCAAUCAAACUGUGCAGGAACCCACAGAUCAAGUUCGUUCGACUGUGUGAUCGUGCGAGUUUGGAGAAGAAGGAGGAGAAGAAGGAGGAGAGCAGGCGGAGGAGGUGGAGGCAGCAGAGGGAGGUGGAGGAGGUGGAGGUGAAGAAGGACAGCAGAGAGAAGGAGUUCAUUGAGGUCUACAUCGGCUCCCUGAAGGAACGAGACACCGUCCCUGAAUCCACCACCAAGGUGUCCAUCUCUUGCCAGCUGUGACGAAGACGAGGAGGAUGAAGAGUCAUCAGAAGGAUCAAACAAAAACACCUUGAGUUGGAUUUGUGUUUUUUAUCGAAGACGUUUUGCACUUUGAGUUGUUGGGUUGAUUUUAAUGUUUUUGCUGAAUGAGACUUUUGAAUUUCAAGGGUUUUUAUUUCCAUUGUAUUUUAUCCUUUAAAAAUUCCCAAAUCAGAUUUACAACCUCAUUAUAAUAAAUAUUUAACUUGUCAAAUGUCAGUAUUUGAACUUCAUAAACAUGACAACUAGAUUUUAUGGUUCAGGUAAAAAAAAAAAAUUACAGAAAUAACUUCGAUAAAUAAAUGAUUAUAAUUAUAAUAAAUCAUUAUUUAUGACUUUUAAAAUUGAGCUGAUCAACGAUUUUAAAUUACUGGAUAAGAAAAAUCACAUGUGAUUUGAUGAACUUCCUGUUUUAUUAUUUAGUGUAAUGCUUCACGGAAUAUAGUUGUUUAUUUUUUUAAUUGUGAUUAACGGCUGAAAAUGUGACAAUUUAACUUGUUUUAAUUAAAAUUAUCUCAAAAUGGAGAAAUGCAGUUUGCCAAUAAGUUACAUGUAUGUUUAUAAAUAACAAAAUCAAACAAUAAACACAAAUAAGUCUGA